GCCCAUGUGAAACUCACUCAAAUCCUUAAGCUUGCCCAUUUUUCCUGCUUCUAACACAUCAACUUGUUCACUUGGUGCCUAAUAUAUCCCACCCACUAACAGGUGCCAUGAUGAAGAGAUUAUCAGUGUUAUUCACUUCACCUGUCAGUGAUCAAAAUGUUAUACCUGAUCAAUGUGUUUUUCUGUUGUUUAAAAAUGUUGCUCUGACUCGUGACAGAGCCAUGCUUGUUUUUCUGCUGGUUCUGUUGGGGUCAUUCAGUGUCACUCCUCUCCUUGAUAGUUUUUGCUGUUUCAGCUAGCUGCCGGCACAGACAGAAUGUUGAUCCCGAGAUUAAAAUGUGAACAAAAGAGAGCAGCAGCCGUCACAACAACACCAAGCUUGUCCUCUAUAUGACCACAGCACGCCAACACCAAGCAUCACAGCCACAGAGGACCUGCACACAGAACCAUCAGCAGUCAGACAUCACGAAAACCCAAAGACUAAACGUCAUCUCACAUAUUGCAGCCGCUGUCUUCCUGAGUUUUGAUCCAAGAUGUUUGGCAGGACUCUUCUGCUCAUCUGUGUCGCUGUUUUCUUCCAUACAGAUGCUGAGGAUCCAUCCAGGCACAACAGGAGGCCCUCUUGUGUGGGGAUGACUGUUACACAGUUGUGUCCUCUGAAUUACUCUCCAGUGUGCGGCAGUGAUGGCAAUACCUACUCCAAUGAAUGUGCUCUGUGUGUCCACAGACUGGACACAAAUGCAGACAUUUUGAUUGUGAAGGAUGAGGCCUGCUGAGGAUGACAUCAUCAUACUCAUCACUAACUGAUAAUAUCAUCAGACUUCUGUGUAAAGAACAUCUUGACAUGCAUCUUUGACUCCCGUUUGAAUGUAGCGUUUAGCUUGUAGUGCACAUACACACACACUUAUACACAUUUCUUUGACUGCAGCCAUAUGUGUAAUAAUUUGAACGCAUACAUUUUAUAAGGCUGUGUUUUAUAUUUUGAUUUGUUUGUAAACACAUUUAUGAUUGUAACCUUCCAACAAUAAAGGUUUGUUGCAGCUGA
This is a messenger RNA of Acanthopagrus latus (yellowfin seabream), 1045 nucleotides long. RefSeq names its product probable pancreatic secretory proteinase inhibitor. The coding region runs from base 534 to 776 and encodes 80 amino acids. The record is from RefSeq and is a predicted model, not a curated record. Lineage: Eukaryota; Metazoa; Chordata; Actinopteri; Spariformes; Sparidae. The transcript has 4 exons. Gene Ontology annotation, molecular function: serine-type endopeptidase inhibitor activity; protein binding.